AGCCCCAGUUCCUUGCGUCUCACGCGCCCGAAGACCUCGCUUAGACCCUACGCAGCACGCACCACCCACCACCACCAUCGCAUCGACGCCCCGCCAAAAAGAAAAAAAAAACUGGAAUACCUAAAUCGUCGGGGGUAUAUUUGUCAUUUUGGAUUGCAACGUUCUCCUUCACUGGCAGCACUACUCAACCGACUGCCCGCCCAUUUCCUUUCCCCGAUCUCGCUCCCGAUUCCUUCUCGCCGUCUCGACGAUCUGUCCUUCUAUAUCUCUUCUUUUCACUUUUCUACUUGAACAGAUUGUUGAUGACAUGGGCGCAGGCUUCUGUCUCUGUUUGUUUAGGUGCUUCCGAUCGGCUUUCUGUUAGGGUUUCUUGGUUCCGUUCCUUGCUGCGUUCUAUACUUGGAGAACGCACGGCAGAUCGCAUUGAAAGAGGAGGAAAGCAAUGGCCGUUCCCGUCGAAGAAGCGAUUGCCGCACUGUCUACUUUCUCAUUAGAGGAUGAUCAACCAGACUUUCAAGGACUCAAUAUUUUGUUGUCAACUGAACGACAGGCAACAGUCAGUCCUAUAGAAUAUGCUGAUGUGUCUGCAUACCGCCUAUCACUUGUGGAAGACACGAAGGCCAUCAACCAGCUGAAUUCACUUACUGUAGAAGGAAAGGAGAUGUCAGCUGUGCUUUACACAUAUCGCAGUUGUGUCAAGGCUCUACCUCAGUUGCCGGAAUCUAUGAAGCAAAGCCAAGCAGAUUUAUACCUAGAGACCUAUCAAGUUCUUGAUCUGGAGAUGAGUCGUCUUCGUGAAAUUCAACGUUGGCAAGCAUCGGCUGCAUCUAAGCUUGCAGCUGACAUGCAACGCUUUUCAAGACCAGAAAGGCGCCUUAAUGGCCCCACCACCACCCACAUUUGGUCCAUACUUAAGUUGCUUGAUGUUCUGGUGGCUCUAGAUCACCUUAAGAAUGCAAAAGCUAGUAUACCCAAUGAUUUUUCAUGGUAUAAAAGGACAUUUACUCAAGUGAGUGCACAAUGGCAAGAUACUGAUUCAAUGAGGGACGAAUUGGAUGAUUUACAGAUAUUCUUGAGUACAAGGUGGGCUAUUCUGCUGAACUUACAAGUGGAAAUGUUUCGUGUGAACAACAUGGAGGACAUUCUUCAGAUUCUUUUACUAUUCUGUGUUGAGACUCUGGAGUUGGAUUUUACCCUUCUGUUCCCAGAGCGCCAUGCUCUUCUGCGUGUUCUGCCUGUGCUCGUAGUCUUAGCAGCAGCAUCUGAAAAGGAUAGUGAUUCACUAUUUAAAAGAGUUAAAAUCAAUCGUCUCGUUAGCAUAUUCAAGAAUGAUCCUGUCAUCCCUGCAUUUCCAGACCUUCAUCUUUCUCCUGCUGCAAUGCUGAAAGAGCUAGCAAUGUACUUUCAGAAGUUCUCAAGCCAAACCCGCCUUUUGGCUUUACCUGCACCACAUGAAAUCCUUCCCCGCGAGGCACAAGAAUACCAGAAACAUUAUCUAAUAGUCAACCACAUUGGAGCUAUACGUACUGAGCAUGACGAUUUCGCUGUACGGUUUGCGUCUGCAUUAAAUCAGAUCGUAUUGCUGAAGCAGUCAGAUGCAUCAGAUUCUGAGUGGUGCAGGGAAGUUAAGGGAAAUAUGUACGAUGUGGUUGUCGAAGGUGUUCAGCUUCUUAGCAAGUGGACUGGACGUAUUUGGGAGCAGUGUGCAUGGAAGUUUUCUCAUCCCUGCAAAGAUAUAUUUCCACAGGAGCACGAGACAUCAACCUCUUUUUCUGACUAUGAAAAGGUUGUCCGGUGGAACUAUAGUCCAGAAGAGAGGAAAGCAUUGGUUGAGCUUGUGAGCUACAUAAAAAGUGUUGGUUCAAUGAUGCAGAGAUGUGAUACCAUAAUCGCUGAUGCUUUGUGGGAAACAAUUCAUGGUGAGGUCCAAGAUUUUGUGCAGAAUCGGCUAGCAAUCAUGUUAAGGACUACAUUUAGGAAGAAAAAGGAUCUUUCUAGGAUUUUGUCUGAUAUGCGGACACUUUCGGCAGAUUGGAUGUCAAACACAGCCAACCCAGAAGUUGAGUUGCCAUCGGUGCAGCAUCCAGGUGAGGAUGGCAAUGGGAACAACUUUCACCCAAGGGCAGUUGCUCCAACAGCAGCUCAGGUGCACUGUUUGCAAUUUUUAAUUCAUGAACUUGUUUCUGGUGGUAACUUAAGGAAAUCUAGCGGAUUAUUUGGAAGCAGUGGCUUGGACAUUCCACCUAGUGAACUAAAACUCCUGGAAUCAUUCUUCCACAAACUUAGCUUCUUCCUGCAUGUUAUGGAUUACACAGCAACAAUUGCAACAUUAACAGAUCUUGGAUUCCUGUGGUUUAGGGAAUUUUAUUUGGAGACAUCUCGUGUAAUUCAGUUUCCAAUCGAAUGUUCUCUUCCAUGGAUGCUAGUGGAUCAUGUGAUCGAGUCUCAAGACAGAGGGCUGCUUGAAAGUGUUCUGAUUCCAUUUGAUAUAUAUUGUGAUUCUGCACAGCAUGCUUUAACUGCUCUGAAGCAACGUUUCUUAUAUGAUGAAAUUGAAGCCGAGGUAGAUCUUUGCUUUGAUCAAUUGGUGUUCAAAGUGAGUGAGAAUAUUUUUACAUAUUAUAAGAGCUGCGCUGCAAGCAAGUUACUGGAUCCAUCAUUUAUAUUUGCAUCUGACAAUGCGGACAAAUAUUAUGUUCCACCCAUACGAUUUGAUUCCAUAUUCCAAAUGCGGAGGAUGAAGCUGCUUGGCAGAACCAUAGAUCUGCGAAGUUUGAUUGCUCACCGGAUGAACAAAUUGUUUCGAGAGAAUCUUGACUUUUUGUUUGAAAGGUUUGAGACACAGGAUUUAUGUGCUGUUGUGGAACUGCAACAACUCGUUGAUGUCCUUCAACUUGCUCAUAAACUCUUGUCAGAAGAACUUCUAUUGGAUUCCUUUCCUCUCAUAUUGAAGGAGAUGCAGGAGAACAUUUCACUUGUUUCAUUUUCUAGUCGAGUCUCUUCACAGAUUUUGACAGAAAUUCAGAAUGACCUAUUGCCCAAUUUUGUCCUUUGCAAUACUACCCAGAGAUUUAUACGUCUAAGGAAGUCUCAUCAGUCUCAGAAACCACAGUUACCUUUGGUGAAACUUAGCUUCUAUUGUGGCUCUCAGGAACUUAAUGCAGCCUAUCAAGGAUUUGCACAAUUGUAUAGUGAGUUUUUUGGAUUACCUCACAUGUGUUCGAUCACCAAACUACUGGGAUCACGUUCAAUACCUUGGCUUAUUAGAGGGCUGCUAGAUCUACUAACAACUAAGAUUGCAUCUCUUGAGCCAAAGUUGUCGGUAUUGCAAGGAUCACUGCCAAAGUCAAUUGGGUUGUUACCAUAUGAUGGUGGUAUUCCAGGUUGUGUGAAAUUUGUUCAAGAACAUCUGCACUGGGCUUCAAAAUCAGAUCUAAGGUCUGAAAUUCUUAAUGUUUUAAAGGAAGUAGGAAUCAUCAUAUGCUUGAUGGGCCUUCUGGAUAUUGCACUGAAAGAAGCUGAAACAGCACAGUUUAUGCAAAUUGCCCCCUGGCUAGGGUUAAUUCCUGGAAACGAUGGGCAAAUACAACAAGCUUUGACUGAGUCUGGACACAGCCCAAUGGUUGACUUGUUCAAAUCUAUAACAAGUGCAAUUAUAUCAUCUCCUAGAUGUCCAAGUACAACAUCUUUUGCAACCUUAUCAAAGCAGGCUGAAGCUGCUGAUCUCUUUUACAGGAAUAACCUGCAUACUGGGAGUGUCUUGGAGUAUAGUCUUGCAUUUAUCAGUGCUGAGUUGGAUAAAUACCAAAGCAAAUGGAAUGCUACUCCGAAGACUGGCUUCAUAGAUAUCACAACAGCAAAGGACUUCUAUCGUCUGUUUAGUGGUCUCCAGCUUGGAUAUCUUGAAGAGUACAGUCAGGAAACGCUGAACAAGAGUGAAGUUCUUGGUGAUUCAGUUGCCUGGGGAGGAUGCACAAUAAUCUACUUGCUUGGUCAGCAGAUGCACUUUGAACUCUUUGACUUCUCAUAUCAACUCCUCAACGUUGCAGAGGUUGAAAGUGUGGCAGUUGCUCAUUAUACUUCCUCAGAAAGGGCUAAAAGUGCUAGCUACUUGCAGGGAUGGGAUAAACUGAUAGAUGGUGCAAAAAAAGCUAGAAGAUUGAACAACCAUGUCUUCUCGAUGCUGAAAGCUCGUUGUCCACUGGAAGAGAAGAUGGCAUGUGCUAUAAAGCAAAGUGGUGCGCCUUUACAUCGUGUCAAAUAUGAAAACACAAUUUCUGCUUUUGAAACAUUGCCGCAGAAGGGAGCUUGAGGCAUUAUGUGUAUAUUCGCAUGCAUCCUAUUUCUAGUAUUUAAGCAGCAAUCUUAUGGCUUCUGUAAAUUCUGUAGUUGUACAAAUUGUAAAGUUUAUUCAUUUGUUCGAGGCAUGUAGUAUCAACCAUGUUUGUAUGUACGACUUUUUGUUUCAUAUGAAUCUUCUUUUUUGCGUGGUAUCUGUGGACCUGUGGUUCAACUUGGUUCAUUCUUAUGAAUGUGUUGGCCUCCUGUAGCCGUAA
Nymphaea colorata (pocket water lily) is the source of this 4556-nucleotide messenger RNA. Its product is annotated as protein PIR. NCBI's taxonomy places the organism in Eukaryota, Viridiplantae, Streptophyta, Magnoliopsida, Nymphaeales, Nymphaeaceae. Gene Ontology annotation, molecular function: small GTPase binding; RNA 7-methylguanosine cap binding. The coding region runs from base 443 to 4312 and encodes 1289 amino acids. Gene Ontology annotation, biological process: cell morphogenesis; regulation of translation; regulation of actin filament polymerization. The record is from RefSeq and is a predicted model, not a curated record. The transcript is spliced from 30 exons. Gene Ontology annotation, cellular component: SCAR complex.